Linepithema humile (Argentine ant) is the source of this 6942-nucleotide messenger RNA. Its product is annotated as rho guanine nucleotide exchange factor 17. Gene Ontology annotation, molecular function: protein binding; guanyl-nucleotide exchange factor activity. NCBI's taxonomy places the organism in Eukaryota, Metazoa, Arthropoda, Insecta, Hymenoptera, Formicidae. Gene Ontology annotation, biological process: actin cytoskeleton organization. The record is from RefSeq and is a predicted model, not a curated record.
GCGUCCUCGCGCGCGCGCCGCGAGUCUGCCGCCGGGACCGAUCCGCGCUGAUCGAGGUCGGAGCCGAUUUCGCGAGUGCGUCUUUUGUGCGCGGCGAUCACCUUCGCGGGGUGAAGGACGUGAGAACCAGUGAAACCUGUGAGUCUCGUGGAUACGCGUCUGGAGCAAGAGGAUUUUACAAUCGGUCGCGUAAAUCGGAUUUUACGAGUCUUAUCGCGUCAAUUAAUAACUUAAUUCCGCUAUCAAUUUUAUGCAUGUUGAUUGUUUUAUCUGAAAAUCGAGAGAUUGCGUGAUGCUUUUGUUCGUGGACAGAUCGAAAUGAUCGAGACAGUCUUGUGCGGAGUGUUCUUAUGCAAAUAAUGAACAAGUAGAACGAAUAUGGAUUUAUCGAAAAUUUAUUAGCUAAAUCGAUUCUGCAUAUUAAGUGAUCACUCUUUUAGGUUAUUGUGGGAGAAAAAUGAACAAAAGUGGACUCCAAGUCCAUCGACAGAAUUGAAGUGAAGUGGGAAAGUGCAAAUCUGCGAUUUGUAUCGCGCAAAAUUGUUUCUUGAUAUCACUGAGCAAAACUUCGACAUAUGAAUCGUAGUUGUAACUUAUGUUUGAAUAUCAUUUCUUUCCGAGUCAAUGGCACGCGUAAAGAUCGGCGCAAAUCAAACCACGAAUUUAAUUUAGACGAGACAAAAAAUGUCGCACUUUUAACGAUUCAUAAAAUAAUUAUAAAAUAAAAGAAUAUCGCAGUGUUUAUUGAGAUCGCAAUCGCGGAUCGACUCGCUGUGCGAUCAGGUGAUAAACCGGAAAGAAACGGUCCGAAGACGGAAUCGGGAGGAAGUGAGGUAUCUAGAUUUGUAGAACGACUGCGUUGUGCUGAUGUGUGCCACGGAUAUACGUUGUGCCAGUGCGCGCGGUUGAGUAAAAUCGACUCGGCGAUUCGACUGGAUCUCUCCUUCGUGGACGGGUGAUUGAAAUCGCUGAUUUUCCCGAGUGACUGACGCGAAUAACUGUCGCUAUAAGCGCGCGUGCAAGUACGGCGAGUGCAGGCGUACUGACGAAAAUUCCAGUGUCAAGUUUUUCGUCUGACAAGUGACACAUCUCACUGACGGAUUUCGAAUGAUGGAUCUGCGCGUUGUCACUCAGCAUGUGUACUUUCUCAGAUGUAAUCACGAGGAGGGCAUCGGCGAAAGUAUUUUCGAUUGUCUGCAUAAGGUGAGGGAAGGAUGAAGAAUGCCUCGUGCUGGCGGUGGAGACGGGGGUAGCGGGCCCCAGAAGACGGGAGGAGGUGGCUUCGGAGGAUGGCUGGGAGGCGCUGCGAGGGCCAUGACGGGUGCAAACGUCUCUGGCGGAUACGUCGUUCUGGGUGGCACCAGAUACGGUCUGCGGAUUUCCCAGGAGAGCCUGCCGCCGGCCAAUUCCAAGGAGGAAUCGCAGGAGAGCCGGCGGAAGCGAAACUCGCGCGAGAGCGACUCGCGGGAGCGGCUGACCGAGAAACCGGCGGCGGAGAAGCCGCCGAUCGAUCUGGCGGCCGGCAUCGCCGAUUGCUGCUGUAUCGGUCCGCGAUCGCGACUUCCGCUCCCGCGAAUUCCACCGAUGGUCUCCUCGACGACGCCUUCCAUGGCGACGGCCGCAACGUCUUCGUCGUCGUGCCCUUCGGUCGUCGUCGGUGGUCAUCCGUCCAGAAGCAUCGGCGUCACCACCGGCGACUACUCGCCGCCUCUUCCUGUUUCUGCGACGGGCGUCGCGGAGACGACGCUCGCUAAUAAUAGUCGCAGUGCGGUGCAAACGUCGGUGGGGAACUUCGGCAGCACCAGCCAGCAGCAGCAGCAGCAGCAUCAAGCACACUACCACCACCACUACCAACAGCUUUAUCCACAAACAGCGGCAGCGGCGGUAACGUCAUCGUACUCACCGUCGACGCCGUCCUUAUCCUCGACGUCGCUUGGCUACUCGUCUGGCGUCCCGACGACGACGCAGACCGUCUCCGUGCCGCGGCAGCUCGCGCAGUGGACGAAGCAUCAGACGCUCAAGUUGCAGGAACCAGCAGUGAUAGCAGUGGACCGACUGCACAGGUUUCGGUGGAGCGGGGGCGGAGGAGGAAGUGGCAAAAAGUCCUCUUCCGGCCCCCGCAGCGAGAAGGCCGAGCGCCUUCGCGAGCUCACCGAGAAACUCAAGGGACCAGCACCGGUUCCGCCACCCAGAAGACCGUCGCGAGUACAGGCUUCCUCCCCUCCGCCGAGCGGAUAUCAGCCGUCGUCUCAAAAUUAUCCACAGACCGGUUCGAAUUCAGGCUGCGGCCGUUGCGAUGGUCGUCCAUCUCAUCGCAGCUACACGUACAGCGAGGGGAGCUCGCAUGGCGGCAACAAUCAGCAAGCUCAGCAACAGCAGCAAGAGCAUCCGAAGACGAUUGUCCGCAGUGAGAGUGUCAGUGAAGAGUGCCUCAGUGAUCGUUCGGGGAAUAACGCGUACCGGAAGCCCUGCCACGACUCGAGGAAGCCCUCGAGACCAGGCAGGCCUGAGCGAAACAGUGGUGACGUCAGUGACCUUAGGAGCGAGCCGAACGCCAACGCAGAGGCGGCGAAGCACUUGAGACAGUACAGUGAUUCCGUGGUGGACAGUGCUACGAGUGUGGAUGAUCUGUGUGAUAACCUGAACGCCGCUUCCGUCGGCGGCAGCGAGGGGGAGGCACGGGAUGCCAUCACCAGGCUGGAGCCGCGUGGGCUGCUCGCCUUUCACAGGGCGGGCGCGCCCUAUAGGAGUGCCUCCUUUGGCCAGGUGGACUUUAAUCAAGAUGCAGAUUUUACUUUCAGCGCGAAUUCGCACUUUCCUCUUCCAGCGAACCGACAGAAGACUCAGCCGAUCACGACGUCUAAUCGCUCCGAGACCAAAGACGUUCGAGCGAGCACAUUGCCUCGUCGUCGUGGUGAUGUCACUCCAGGUGGCUCGACGCCUCAAAACAGUCCCAACCGACAGAGUCCAAGAACAUCGACGCCGAGCGUCGACAGCGCCGUCGGCUCUGCCGAGGGUCUGGGCGUCCCUCAACAAGGAAAUCACGAAGAGAUUCGACCCAGAAGCGAUGGCUCAGACAGUCUCGUAACUUCCAGCGCACUCACGAGCCCGGAACCUCUGGUUCCGGAGGCGAACGAGCCCAGAGUUGAUUUAGCGCAAACGGACGCAUCUACUGUCGAGGCGGUCAGCCACGAAUCGGUCUACCCGAUGGUCGAAGGAAACACUGUAGAGGAAACCGUUCAAAAAGAGACCAGGAUAGAGCCGCACGAGGUGAUUAUCACGCCACCCCCGGAGGAGCCGCGUCUAAGUCAGGCGAGUGAAGGUAGCGAGGCGCCGAGCGAGACGCCCUCGGAGGCGUCCUCGCCGUCCGGCAAAGCGAGACGAUAUCGGGGCGAUACCAGCAAGAGGAGGAAGGGCGUGUACAUAACUCAAUGGCCGGAGCCCUUGGACGCGGACAGAAACAAGCUGUCGGCUCAGAGCAGCGAGGAGAGAGACGAGCCACCUGCGACGCCCAGCGACCUGUCCGACUGCGAGGGCCACACGCCUCGAAGAUAUAGCAAAAGGCCGCUCCGCGGGCCUUAUGGGCAGAUGCUGGAGGCCGAGAUGGCAAAGCCGCGCACCGCCGACAUCGCGCUCGAGGAGGGCCUUCGUCCUCGCAGAAAGAUCUCUGCGAAUCUCUCGUACAACGCGAGCAGCAACAACAGCGGCUCCGAGCCGCCCACGCCUUGCCACCAUCGGACGACCUCCAGCCCGACGAAACUCGAGGGACUUCCGGGGCCGAGUCCUGAGCUGCUUGCGGAGCUGCUGAGAGGAUCCUCGGAGAGGGUGGCUCGCGCACCGGCGCAUCGAAACGACACGAGGACUCACGUGGUGGUGGAGCUUUACGAUACGGAACGCUCCUACGUAGAGGCGCUACAGAUACUAGUCAAUAAAUACUUGCAGCCUUUAAAGAGCCCAGAGAAUGCGGGUUUAGUGGAUGCCGCUACGGUCGACGAAAUAUUUUAUCAGAUACCAGCACUUCUCAGCCAUCACGAGGUAUUCUUGGAGGAGUUGCGUAGGCGACUGGACACCUGGGAACUCAAGCAGACGAUCGGCGACGUCUUCCUCGAUGUGUUCACCAAGCCGGUGGUACUGGAGACGUACACCCUGUUCUUGGACAAUUGGAAGUCCGCGAGGAAGGCGAUAAAAACGACAUGCCAAGCAAAGCCGGCCUUUGCACGAUUUCUCGAGACAAUGGAGCGCGAGCACAAAGGCAAACUGGGGCUGGACCAAUUGCUGAUCAAGCCCGUGCAGAAGAUCCCGCGAUACGAAUUGCUGAUCCAGAGAUUGCUGAAGCACACGGAUCCGACGCAUCCCGACCACGAGCUGCUGCAGGCCGCGCAGAAAGAGGUGCACGAGCUGGUCGUGAAGAUCAACUGUACGGAAAGGGAGUCGCUCGAGUGGGAGCAGCAGCAGACCACAUUAAGGGAGGUCCAGGCCCUCGUCGAGGGCCUCGCCGGCAUCGUGACGAACGACAGAGCUUUCGUCCGGCACGAUCUGGUCACCAUAGCAUCGAAUCAGGGCACGCGGAAGGAACGAGCUUUAUUUUUGUUCUCCGAUCUGCUCGUCAUCACUAGCAUCAAGCGCAGAAGCGGCACGAUAAGGAAACCAUCAACGAGCACAUGUCCGAACAGUCUGGUCGGUCUACUUGACGCAAACAAGUACAAAAUGCUGAUGCGAAUUCCAUUGGAUGAUCUCGAAGUGAUGAAAGCCAAAGACGAGAAUUUAAGGCGAAUGGCGCGCGAAGUGGACUACCUCCGAGAAGACUGCUCGAAACUGACUCAGCUUCAGGAGCUCACUGUGACCUUGCACGGCGCCAAGCAGCAGUUAGAAGACCUUAUCAAGGAUAUGCUGAAUCAGACUCAACGGCAACUGGCGGAAAGAAACGCGGCGCACUCGCAGUUGGCUUGCUUGGAACUUACGCUCAAUACGCAAGCCGGGAUCGAGAAUAUAUCCGUCAUGUUCGCGAAGCCCGACAAGCGUGCAAGCUGGGAGGAGAGUUUCAACGAAGCCAAACAGAAGCUUGCGCUAUCAGCCGACAGGAGACCGUGUCCUGAAUUCGUGGGACCUCUGCCGAUCAGGAAGACGCGAGCGGGUCUUCAGUUCACCUGCGCGGCGCCGACGCUGGCGAAUGGACAGGGAUCAAGGGACGUCUGGGUCUGCAACAGCGACGGCUACGUCGGCCAGGUGUGCGUGCUGAGCCUGAGCCCGGAACCGCCGCAGGUCACAUCGUGUAACGGAGUCUGCAACGCCAGGAUACUCUGCGUCGCUGGAAUACCUGCGUGCACGCCCGGUUCAAACUCGUGUCCGUCGAACAACAGUCCAUUCGUUAACAGCAAGAGCGGUAUAAGCAUAUCGGUGCAAGACGUGGAUGCCGGUGGCGGUAACAUACAGUUAGACAGUAGCUCGAGCUCCGACGAUUCGGACUCGGACGACAUUCCAUGCGCAGACACGGGCAGCGUGACACUGAGCGGUGAUGUAUCGAAUAUCGACAAUACUACUGCGGAGGAGGAUGCGAAUCAGCCCACGAUGUGGCUGGGGACUGAAGACGGUUGCAUUCACGUGUACAACUGCAACGACAAUAUCCGGAUUAAGAAGAACAAGGUGAAAAUUCAGCACGGCAGCAGUGUGCACUGCAUCAUAUACUUGGACAACAAAGUGUUUGUCUCUCUUGCCAACGGAGACAUCACCGUUUAUGCUCGGGACCACACCGGCGGAUGGAACACUCCGGAUCCAACGACGGUAUCCGUUGGAACGGUAGCGUCGCCGGUAACUAAAAUGCUGUCUGUCUCCGGGAAGCUCUGGUGCGGCUGCCACAAUAGCGUGAAAGUUCUCAAUACUCACACGUUGGAUAUUGAGCACACGUUCACCGUGAGCAGUGAUACGAGCCGUGCUGUUUCCUGCAUGGCAAACUCCGGCGGUUUAGGCGUCUGGAUUUCCUUACACAAUAGCGCCGUGCUGAGGCUUUUCCAUUCCGGUACUUACGAGUGUCUGACGGAUAUCAACAUCGCGCCAGCUGUCACCAAAAUGCUUGCCAGUUGCGAUGACAUAAUCCGACAGCAUAAAGCAGCGUGUCUUAGAGUCACCGCACUGUUGGCUUGCAACGAGUUACUUUGGAUCGGCACGAGCGCCGGCGUGCUGCUCACCGUGCCAAUUCCCCAUAUAAAGCCAUCCACUCAGAGGAUGUCGCAGCCGCCGAUCGUGACUGGAAUUCCUCACGGACACACGGGACACGUGCGCUUUCUCACUUGUGUAGAAACGCCAAAUCCCUCGAAACCGGAUCCUCGUCCGAAAGUAAAUCGUUAUUCACUAAAAUCAAGCAAAACGCAGCAGAACAAUAUUAAUCGUGGGAAACUCCUGGUGAUAUCCGGUGGGGAUGGUUACGAAGACUUCCGCGGUCCUCAAGCAUCCGCCGAGCUGCAGGCUGGUCGCGAAGAUUCCACGAACCACCUGCUGCUGUGGAAAGUGUGAUAUCAUCUAAUACGACCCCAGGCAAGGGUCGCGGUAAACGAAAGUCGGCAUGACACGCCGUGGGAAUCGUUGUACGCGCAGCACGCGGGCGGACGCCACCGCCGUCGUCUGAUCGUGGCCGAUCAGGAUGCGCCGACGCACGGGAUUUUCAGGGAACGCGGAAGAGUUCUCUGGCUGAUACUAGCCGAAUGGAUCAAGAGUAAAAUGCGAGAAAUACACUAUUCCCAGGAUGUAAAAAAGCAUCGGCUGCAGCUCGCGCGAGAAUCCGACCGAUCGAGAACGGUCACGGACCUAUCAAUGUGCGAUCUGUGAAUGGAUUAGCUGUUGUCCGGUCAUCAACAAUCGCGCGAAUCUGGUGCAAAAUUAUUUACCAACGACAAGUGCUCGAUAUUGAAUUUUUCUUUCUUUACAUACGCUUGAAAAUUAUUUGAA